Messenger RNA from Mercurialis annua (annual mercury), 1785 nucleotides. Its product is annotated as cytochrome P450 CYP736A12-like. Gene Ontology annotation, molecular function: iron ion binding; oxidoreductase activity, acting on paired donors, with incorporation or reduction of molecular oxygen; monooxygenase activity. The transcript is spliced from 2 exons. The coding region runs from base 18 to 1574 and encodes 518 amino acids. The record is from RefSeq and is a predicted model, not a curated record. Lineage: Eukaryota; Viridiplantae; Streptophyta; Magnoliopsida; Malpighiales; Euphorbiaceae.
UACACAUAAAAGCAAAAAUGGCUAUUGCAAUAAUAACCAUACUCUUGCCCAUACUUCCUUCUCUUUUGCCAUUUAUUUUCCUUCUUUAUUGCAUGACUCUAUUUCCCCCAAAGCCACCUAAACACCAUAAAAAUGAACUGAAAAUAUUACCUCCAGGUCCCCGACCAUUACCGCUCAUCGGAAACCUCCAGUUACUAGGCAUACUCCCACAUCAAAGUCUUUACCAUCUAGCCAAACAAUACGGUCCGAUCAUGUUCUUGAAAUUAGGGUUCGUCGAAACUGUCGUGGUUUCAUCAGCUGAAUCCGCCGAGCUUUUCUUGAAAACACACGACGCUGCUUUCGCCAACCGCCCGAAAGUUUUAAUCUCCGAUUUCUUGUCGUAUGGUUCUCGAGGCAUGAUUUUCGACGAUUAUGGUCCGUAUUGGAGAAACGUUAGAAAAGUUUGUACAUUACAGCUUCUAAGUUCAUCAAAAAUUGAGUCAUUCGCACCUUUGAGAAAACAAGAAGUUGAAUUAAUGGUGGCGAAAAUAAAGAAGGCGGCGGAGUUGAAGGAGGUGGUGGAUGUUAGUGGCAGAGUUGGUGAUUUUAGUUUGAACUUGAUUUGCAGGAUGAUAUUCGGACAACCUUGUAAUGAUGAUGACUCUAAUUUAAGGCAUCUCAUUAAAGAGUCUUUGGAAUUGGUCGGAGCUAUUAAUAUUGCAGAUUAUGUUCCUUAUAUUGGUGCACUUGAUCUUCAGGGAUUAACACGAAGAACAAAGGCAUACAGGAAAGGCAUGGACCGAGUUCUAGAAAACAUUAUUGAUAGCCAUGAAAAAGAUGAUCGAUGGAAGACAAAAGAGCAAAAAGAUUUUAUUGAUGUCUUACUUGCAAUAAUGAAUAAUUCAUCGCCAAUAAUUAAUUCCAACGACGACCAAUCCUACGUUAUUGAUCGAACAUGCAUUAAGGCUAUAAUACAAGACAUAAUCGUAGGUGGCUUCGAAACAUCAGCUUCUUCAAUCGAAUGGACAUUUUCGGAAAUCUUAAGGCAUCCGAGAGUAAUGAAACGCCUUCAAGAAGAGUUGGAAUCUGCAAUCGGGUUAGAUCGAAUGGUUGAAGAAGAAGAUUUGCCUAAGCUAACUUACUUAGAAAUGGUGAUUAAAGAAAGCCUACGGCUUUAUCCGACAUUGCCUUUGAUUCCGAGAAAAUGCGUAGAGGAUAUUACGGUUAAUGGGUAUCAUAUACCGAGUCGUUCAAGAGUUCUUGUAAAUGCUUGGGCGAUAGGACGAGAUAGUAAUGUAUGGUCCGAUAAUGCGUUAGAAUUUUAUCCGGAAAGAUUCGAGGACGAAUGUGUAGAUCUUCGCGGUCAUCAUUUUAAGUUAAUACCGUUUGGUUCUGGCCGGAGAAGCUGCCCGGGGAUUAAUUUAGGGUUAAAGAAUAUACGGCUUGUCAUUGCGCAACUAGCUCAUUGCUUUAACUGGAAGCUUCCAGUUGGUGUGUUGCCGAGUGAAGUAGAUAUGACUGAGAAAUAUGGACUCACGUUGCCCAGAGCUACUCAUAUAUUUGCAAUGCCAACUUAUAGAUUAAAUGUUAAAUGAUAAGUGUUAAGAUAGAUUGAUCAUGAACUAUAAUUAAGUUGUGUUGUUUGGUUAUUAAAGAAUUUGUACAUGUUAUACGUUUAUAAUAAUUCCCUGUGCAAAGAAAGGAAGAAGCAUUCAUCACUUCUAUACAAAAAAAAUUGUGUAAUUCGAUCACUAAGAAAAACAGGAGAAAUUAACUAAUUUUGGGACGUGUCCCUUCAAUUAUCAA